UUGACGCGCACCGACCACGGAGUCAGACGUUUGGUGUGUGUGUGUCCCACGUCAAAAAAAUUGAGACGGGUCUUAAUGUUCUUUUUUGUUCAGUAGUGGUUUUGGUCCUGGAACUCUUUGUCGCGGUGUCGUUUUUAUGGUGGAGUCAUGAACACUGACUUUAACUGAGUCACGGACACUGACCUUAACUGAGCCUUAGCGUCAGUGGAUGAUUGGCUGAGCCCAAAGUCAACCAUGUCCCAGAAUGUUUGGCAACACGGCCUCGCCGUCCUUGUUCUGUUUGGCGCCGCCUACCUGCUGUUCAACAUCAGCAUUUUGGAGAACUGGAACUGUCACUGCUACACAGUCAGAGUCCCAGCCCAACUCCAGAGCCACAUCCACUCAACUUUUUCUGGACCCGUCCCGACGGUCCACACCAAUCGUACCUUCUGUACACAUCUGGACCAGAAGGUCUUGACAGAAGAAGAGCAAGAGGAGCGCCAGUUGUUGAAUUCUAUCGCCUGGCCGGGUCCGCCGUCUGCUGUCGGCUUGCUCAAUACGAGUGACCCGGUCCACAGCCGCUUCUCUGUCCUUCCCCCCAAUAAUGGGGGACACUGGUACGUGGGCGACCACCUCAAAGUCAUCAUCCACAUGUACGACUCCAAGGGCCGACCCAAGCGUUACGGUGGCGAUUUUCUUCUGGCUCGACUGCAUUCUCCUAAAUCUGGAGCCGGCGUAACCGGGACGGUGUUAGACCACAAUAACGGACUCUACUCCGCCCGAUUCCCACUUCUAUGGGAAGGUUCGGCUCAGGUCGCGGUCACCAUGGUGCACUCGAGCGAAGCUGUUGCCGUGCUGCAUUGGUUGAGGAACGAGCGUUCCGAUCGCGUGUUCUUCAAAAGCCUCUACAAGUUGGGAUUCCGAUCCGAGACCACAAUAUGUAACAUGUAUCUGCCGACUGACCGGGGACCGUUGUGCGACUACACGGACCGACUCACCGGGGAGCCGUGGUACUGCUACAAGCCGAAGACGCUCAACUGCAGCGCCAGAAUCAACCACGUCAUGGGAGGCUACGUCCAAAACAUCAUCACAAAUAAGGAAGCAUGGCUCUUUCGAAGUGGCGUCAAUGUCAAAGUCCCCAUCCGGGCUUCUGGAAAUGACACAAUCCGUGUGCUGCCUUCAAGACCAGAGUCCAAGAAACUGAAACCAGAUACUGUCAACCAAACAACAUCCGGGUACUACUACAACGACUUGUGGAGACCCUUAGGAACCGUCGCGAUACGCCGGUUCAACUCCUCUGCCAUCACUCGAUGUUUGGCCAAUAAGGAGGUCCACAUGUACGGCGACUCCACUGUGCGGCAAUGGUUUGAAUUCCUCGGGAAAGUUCUGCCAGACUUGAAGGAAUUCAACUUCGUACCAAAAAGUUGUAGAAGUCAAGGACCUUUCCUGGCUGUGGACGGCAAACACAAUAUUCUGGUGACGUACCGCUGCCACGGACCACCCAUCCGCAUCCGCAAAGUCACGGCCAGCGAGAUGCGCUACAUCGCUAAUGAGCUGGAUAGCCUUAGCGGGGGUCCCAACACGGUGGUGGCCAUCAGCAUCUGGGCUCACUUCAGCACGUUCCCCGUGGAGGCCUACAUACGCCGCUUGCAGAACAUCCGCAAAGCCGUUGUGCGACUUAAGAACCGGGCGCCGGGGACGCUAAUCGUGAUCCGUUCCGCUAACCCCCAGGAAAUGAAAAACAAGGUGAGCCUGUACAACAGCGACUGGUUCUCGCAGCAAAUGGACGCCGUGCUCCGAGCCGUGUUUAAAGGUUUAGAUAUCCUGCUGGUGGACGCCUGGCAGAUGACUGCGGCGCACCGUUUCCCGCAUAACAUCCACCCGCCGCCGGCCAUCAUCAAGAACACAGUAGAUCUCAUAUUGUCGUAUGUUUGUCCUUCUGACGUAUAGUUUUGUUUAUGUUCAUACAAUAACAAUGUACUAAUAUGAAUCAUUUGUUUUCUUAUGUGGUUGUUUUCUUUGGGAAAUGGCCCUCAGUCUGCAUUUUGGACACCAACUGUUGUAAACCAAUCAGUCUCCUCAAUUUUAGCUGCUGUUUGACACACGUAGCUUCUCUUGUUGAUAUAAAAGACUUGUAAGUACAUGUUUCUCCACCAGAUGGCAGUAUUUCACUACAAUGCAUCAUCACUGCAUUGAGUGGCGCUUUUUUAUAAGAAGUGGAUCUAAAAAAAUGUUGCUGUUAUUUCUUACAGUAAAAAUUAAUUUCAAAUGUAAGCAUUGGACACUACAUAGAGUUACGCUAACGUUCAGCUUGAAUUUAAAUGCAGCUUUUAAUUACAAAACACAUUUGACACAUACGAGUGUGUGUGGGAAUACAGUAUAUAUAAUACAAUAUAUAUUUGAUUAGUGGUGGGAGUAUCAUAAU
Molecule: messenger RNA, 2404 nt
Organism: Doryrhamphus excisus (bluestripe pipefish)
Lineage: Eukaryota; Metazoa; Chordata; Actinopteri; Syngnathiformes; Syngnathidae
Source: RefSeq, a predicted model, not a curated record